CCAGUGGAGCGGUGCAUGAGCAGCAUGCAGGAGGGGACCCAGAUGGUGAAGCUCCGAGGCGGCUCCAAGGGCCUGGUCCGCUUCUACUACCUCGACGAGCAUCGCUCCUGCCUCCGCUGGCGGCCCUCRCGCAAGAACGAGAAGGCCAAGAUCUCCAUCGACUCCAUCCAGGAGGUGAGCGAGGGGCGGCAGUCCGAGAUCUUCCAGCGCUACCCSGACGGCAGCUUCGACCCCAACUGCUGCUUCAGCAUCUACCAUGGCAGCCACCGGGAGUCGCUGGACCUGGUCUCGCCCAGCGGGGAGGAGGCUCGCACCUGGGUGACCGGCCUGCGUUACCUCAUGGCUGGCAUUAGUGACGAGGACAGCUUGGCCCGCCGCCAGCGCACCAGGGACCAGUGGCUGAAGCAGACGUUCGAUGAGGCGGACAAGAACCGGGACGGCAGCCUGAGCAUCGGCGAGGUGCUGCAGCUGCUGCACAAGCUCAACGUGAACCUACCCCGGCAGCGCGUGAAGCAGAUGUUCAGGGAAGCGGACACGGAUGACCGCCAGGGAGCGCUGGGAUUCGAGGAGUUCUGUGCUUUCUACAAGACGAUGUCCACGCGCCGGGACCUCUACCUCCUCCUGCUGACCUACAGUAACCACAAGGACCACCUGGACGCUGCCGACCUGCAGCGCUUCCUGGAGGUGGAGCAGAAGAUGAAGGGUGUGACGCUCGAGAGCUGCCGGGACAUCAUUGAGCAGUUUGAACCCUGCCCAGAGAACAAGAGCAAGGGGGUGCUGGGUAUUGAUGGUUUCACCAACUACACGCGGAGCCCGGCGGGCGACAUCUUCAACCCGGAGCACCACGGCGUUCACCAGGACAUGACGCGGCCRCUCAGCCACUACUUCAUCACCUCCUCCCACAACACCUACCUCGUGGGCGACCAGCUCAUGUCCCAGUCCCGGGUGGACAUGUAUGCCUGGGUCCUGCAGGCCGGCUGCCGUUGCGUGGAGGUGGACUGUUGGGACGGGCCUGACGGGGAGCCCAUCGUGCACCACGGCUACACCCUGACCUCCAAGAUCCUCUUCAGAGAUGUCAUCGAAACCAUCAACAAAUACGCCUUCGUGAAGAAUGAGUAUCCAGUGAUCCUGUCCAUCGAGAACCACUGUAGUGUCRUCCAGCAGAAGAAGAUGGCCCAGUACCUGACUGACAUCCUCGGGGACAAGCUGGACCUGUCAUCAGUGAGCAGUGAGGACGCUACCAAGCUUCCUUCUCCGCAGAUGCUCAAGGGCAAGAUCCUGGUGAAGGGGAAGAAGCUCCCAGCCAACAUCAGUGAGGAUGCAGAGGCCGGUGAGGUGUCGGACGAGGACAGCGCCGACGAGAUUGACGAUGACUGCAAGCUCCUGGAUGGGGAUGCCUCCACCAAUCGGAAGCGUGUGGAAAACAUCGCUAAGAGGAAACUGGACUCUCUAAUCAAGGAGUCCAAGAUCCGGGACUGUGAGGAUCCCAAYGACUUCACCAUCUCCACACUGUCCCCGUCUGGGAAACCUAGGCACAAGGCAGAGGCCAAAAAGGCUCACCCUCUGUCUCUCCCUUGGGGUCAGAGCAAGGCCGAGGAGGACACGGAGUCUGGGGAGGACGCCGGGGCCAGCAGACGCAACAACCGCCUCCUCAUGAGCAGCUUCUCCAAGCGCAAGAAAAAGGGCAGCAAACUAAAGAAGGCAGCCAGCGUGGAGGAGGGGGACGAGGACCUGGACUCCCCAGGAAGCCAGAGCCGAGGGACAGCCCGGCAGAAGAAGACCAUGCAGCUGUCCCGGGCCCUCUCGGACCUGGUGAAAUACACCAAGUCCGURGGCACCCACGACGUGGAGACGGAGGUGGUGUCCAGCUGGCAGGUGUCAUCCUUCAGCGAGACCAAGGCCCACCAGAUCCUGCAGCAGAAGCCGGAGCAGUACCUGCGCUUCAACCAGCACCAGCUCUCCCGCAUCUACCCCUCCUCCUACCGGGUCGACUCCAGCAACUACAAUCCGCAGCCCUUCUGGAACGCAGGCUGCCAGAUGGUGGCCCUGAAUUACCAGUCAGAGGGGCGGAUGCUGCAGCUGAACCGGGCCAAGUUCAGUGCCAACGGCAGCUGUGGCUACGUGCUCAAGCCCCAGUGCAUGUGCCAGGGCRUCUUCAACCCCAACUCUGAGGAUCCCCUGCCUGGGCAGCUCAAGAAGCAACUGGCCCUGAGGAUCAUCAGUGGGCAGCAGCUCCCCAAGCCACGGGACUCGAUGCUGGGUGACCGCGGGGAGAUCAUUGACCCCUUCGUGGAGGUGGAGGUCAUUGGGCUCCCUGUGGACUGCAGCAAGGAGCAGACCCGAGUGGUGGACGACAAUGGGUUCAACCCCAUGUGGGAGGAGACCCUGGUGUUCACAGUGCACAUGCCCGAGAUCGCACUGGUCCGCUUCCUCGUCUGGGACCAUGAUCCCAUCGGGCGAGACUUCAUUGGCCAAAGGACACUGGCCUUCAGCAGCAUGCUGCCAGGCUACCGGCACGUGUACCUGGAGGGGAUGGAAGAGGCCUCCAUCUUUGUGCACGUGGCUGUCAGUGACAUCAGUGGUAAGGUCAAGCAGGCUCUGGGCCUAAAAGGCCUAUUCCUCCGAGGCCCAAAGCCAGGCUCACUGGACAGUCAUGCUGCUGGGCAGCCCCCACCCCGGCCCUCCGUUAGCCAGCGGCUCCUGCGGCGCACGGCCAGUGCUCCAACCAAGAGCCAGAAGCCGGGCCGCAGGGGCUUCCCGGAGCUGGCCCUGGGCACGCAGGACACCGGCUCCGAGGGGGCAGCUGACGACGUGGUACCUCCCAGCCCUGGCCCUGCUCCCGAGGCCUUGGUGUGUGAGGGUCCCAGCGGUAGCAGCCCGCGAGAUGCUCACCCCUUCUCUGGGCAGCGGCCAAUCUCCCCUCUGUGCAGCCUGGAAACCAUUGCCGAGGAGCCGGUCCUGGGCCCUGGCCCCCCACCACAGGCAGCUGGCCCCACCAGCUCCCGCAGGGAAGGGCCCCAGUCCCCUGCGGGGCCUGGAGCCAAAGUGGCCAGCACACCACGGACUGCUCUGGGAGCCUCUGAGCCCCUACAGCUCAGAACCAGGCAUGAAGGGGACCGCAAAGAGCCCCCCAGGGAGCCGYGCCAUGGUGGUGCCAGCGGGGCAUGCCCAGGGUCCCCUGUCAGCCAGAYGCACAGCAAGAGCCACCCCCAAGCCCUGGGUCACCUGCCCAUGGUCAGAAGAGCCAAGAGUGAGGGCCAGGUGCUGCUGGAGCCCCUGGGUCCCUGGCGGCCCCUGGCCGGGCCCUCCCCGACCCCAGCCAUGCACUCAGACGCCACCAGCAGUGACCGGCUGUGGCAGCRGCUGGAGCCAGGCAGCCACCGUGACAGUGUGUCCUCGUCGUCCAGCAUGUCUUCCAGCGACACGGUCAUUGACCUCUCCCUGCCAAGCCUGGGCCUGGGCCGCAGCCGUGAGAGCCUCACUGGGGGCCUGCUUGGACGUCUGCCCCCAAGGCCCUGCUCAGCCUCGGCCACUCGCCCUGACCGGCCUCCUGUGACCAAGAGCAAAUCGAACCCCAACCUGCGGGCCGUGAGUCAGCGGCCUCCUGUGUCUGACGAGCUGCGACCCCGGCCCCUGGCCCCACGCCCUCCCGGCCUCCACACUCGGUCACCCUGGGGCCCCCUCACCCUGGUGGGCUUGCAGGACUACCCCGAGGCUGCCAAGUCCAAGAGCCUGGGGGACCUGACUGCCGACGACUUUGGCCCCAGCUCUGAGGGGAGCUCCUGCAGCCUGAGCCGCAGCCUGGGCGCCCCGGGCCGGGCUGGGCAGGAGGUGCAGCCGGACGCACUGACGGAGCAGCUGCGCUGGCUUGUGGGCUGCRGGCAGGCUGGGGACAUCGCAUCACCCACGGCUCUGGGCCCAGGUGGGGAGGGGUCAGUGGGGGGUCCGGGCUUCUUGCGGAGGUCCUCCUCCCGAAGCCAGAGUCGCGUGCGAGCCAUUGCCAGCAGGGCCCGCCAGGCCCAGGAGCGGCAACAGCGGAUGCGGAGCCUGGGCCAGAGGGGCCCCCCGGAGGAGCGGGGCACCCCCGAAGGCGCCUGCUCCGUGGGCCCCGAAGGCUUCAUGGACACACCUGCCCCCUCCAAGGGCGCCCUGGAGCAGGUGUCCAGUGCRGCCGACAGCUUGCUCCUGCUGAGGCUCUGA
Messenger RNA from Urocitellus parryii (Arctic ground squirrel), 4200 nucleotides. RefSeq names its product phospholipase C eta 2 (gene Plch2). Gene Ontology annotation, biological process: release of sequestered calcium ion into cytosol; phosphatidylinositol metabolic process; phosphatidylinositol-mediated signaling. The record is from RefSeq and is a predicted model, not a curated record. Lineage: Eukaryota; Metazoa; Chordata; Mammalia; Rodentia; Sciuridae. Gene Ontology annotation, molecular function: phosphatidylinositol-4,5-bisphosphate phospholipase C activity; calcium ion binding.